CCGUGCUAACCCGGCAAGUUACACUUUAAGGCUAAAAUUACAGUGCGUGUUUGUAUAGCACGUCGUAAAUGUAGCGACAUGUUAAUUGUACAUCAUUUUUAUGUCUCGUUUAACUGUCAUUGUGGAUUUUCUGUUAUGAAACACUUAGUUGUCCCUGAGCGCUUCAGCUAAAGGUGGCUGUUAAACUUCACUCUUGAGUUCAACGAGGAAGAGAAUGUCACGUCUACUUGUUCUACUACUGUAUGUUUUUAUAGCGGCCGAAGUCUUGUCUUUUUCUGCUGCAUGUGAGAAUCCUCGCCCGGUCGCUUGGAGAAGCACUUAGGAAGAACAAAUGAAAAGUCUGGAGGAUUUUGGAACAAACACAGCUCCUCGGGUUUGACCUGGUUGAAGUUAUUUCCAGAGCUUAGUGACAGCUCCGUAGGACAUGAAACUGCACAAAGUACUGCUUUCUGGCUGUGUGAACUGUACCAUCAUGUACCAGUCCUUCGGUAGAAACAUUUAUUCAAAGCAUCGCAUUACUUUUGCGAGGGCAUUUUCCUCAAGACAGGAUGCGGCUCAGACCCCCAUCAUUUGGAGAACUGCCACAUUGCUCAGCUCACCAAUGUACACCGUGCCGCUCGGUAAUAGAAAACCGAUGUCACACGGUAGAAACUGCAUAGACAUUUGGACGAGGCAUCAACUGAGAAAACCUCUGUCUGCAUCCGUGAGUAAGGAUAAUCUGCUGCCAGGAGGUUCAGCAUGGCCUGGGUCUUUCAUGCGCAGUAAUGUAACUGAAGCCCCGAUCUCCAGUGUGCCUCCAACUUUUGUAGUGAUGAAGUUUGACCAAGAGGGGAACGUAACAACAUUUGAGAAGAAGAAAACAGAGCUUUACCAGGAGUUAAGUCUUCAUGCAAGAGACCUUCGCUUCCAGCACAGCAUCAGCCUCACCGCAAGAAACAACUGCAUUAUUCUAAGGAUGACGUCUCUGAAAGCCAUUGUAACCCCAGAGUCACUUUUAGUGUUGGACUUUCGUAGCCUAGGAUUGGAACGCUGGCUGGUCCUGGACCUGGCCCCUCAGCUGGCUUCACAGACAAACUCUCUGCCCUUUGAGUUCAGAGCACUGGAGGCCAUACUGCAGCACAAGGUCAACACUUUACAAACCAGACUGAAUGAACUGAAACCUAUCAUUUUGGAUUUGUUGGAAUCAUUGGUGGAUCCUAAAACCCAUUCUGCUGACAGAAGUAAACUUCACAUUCUUCUACAGAACAGUAAGAGUUUAUCAGAGCUGGAAACGGACAUAAAAGUUUUUAAGGAUUCUUUGCUGAAGAUCUUGGAUGAAGACGAGAUGAUUGAGGAGUUCUGUCUGACCAAGUGGACGGAUCCGAGAGUGUUUGAGGAGAGCAGUCUGGGCAUAGACCAUGUUGAGGAGAUGGAACUUCUGCUGGAUAAUUUCUAUAUGCAGACUGAGGAUCUGGGGAACAAGACCAGAGAGUUAAAGGAACUGAUAGAUGACUCUGAGAACAUAAUUUUUAUUAACCUGGACAGUCAUCGUAAUGGUAUGAUGCGUCUGAACCUGCAGCUGUCCAUGGGAACCUUCUCUUUAACCUUAUUUGGUCUGGUGGGAGUGGCCUUUGGAAUGAACCUGUCCUCAUGCUUUGAAGAGGACCCUCGUGUUUUCUGGCUGGUCACAGGCUUCAUGUUCUUAGGCAGUGGGUGGCUUUGGAGACGACUGCUGUCAUUUCUGGCGUGACAUCUGGAGCCAUUACUGUAAUAUGUCUACAGUUGGGUAAACACCAGAACACCAGACAUCAGGGGAAGGCAGACAAAGAUCCCUGUUAAUAACCACAGACCUCACACAGACGGCACAUUUAUCUUGAAUUUCCUUUAAGCGACGGAGACUUCUUCACUCCUGUAAAUGAAAUAAAGACUUCUUCACAUCUUCUUUACAAUA
Cynoglossus semilaevis (tongue sole) is the source of this 1930-nucleotide messenger RNA. It is a transcript of the gene mrs2, whose product is annotated as magnesium transporter MRS2. Gene Ontology annotation, cellular component: mitochondrial inner membrane. The record is from RefSeq and is a predicted model, not a curated record. The transcript is spliced from 12 exons. Lineage: Eukaryota; Metazoa; Chordata; Actinopteri; Pleuronectiformes; Cynoglossidae. Gene Ontology annotation, molecular function: magnesium ion transmembrane transporter activity. Gene Ontology annotation, biological process: mitochondrial magnesium ion transmembrane transport. Bases 425 to 1729 code for a protein of 434 amino acids.